AAUUGCUUGCUCAAUUUGAGAAUUUGAUCCCGGUAAAACCGCACUGUCAGCAAGUAUUAAAAUCUAGCACUAUUCAGUUCAUCAUUUCACUUGGUUACCCUUUUUGAAACGUUCAUAUCGCUUUUUUUAGUUGAAAGUGACGUUGAAAGUGGGAACUGGAAUGAAAACAGUUUAAAUCACAAAACGUAGUUUACCUUCAAAAGCUGGAUUAAAUUUGAAGUCAUGGAUCAAUUUCACUACGGUGGUUCUAUGGACGAGACUCUCCAGUUUACCAACAGGUGUAAUCCGAAUGACUUCAUGACUCUGUCCACUCCCACAGUUGUCUCUCUAGACCAAGUGCGUCCAUUUGUCUCCUACUUCACACUCUUCAUCGUCGUCACCAUCUCCCCCUGUCUAAUCAUCAGUCCAUUUUACAUCCCCAAACUUAGCACACUCUGCAGAAAGGUGAUGGCCAUGGUGGUGUUUUCUGACUUCCUAAAUACCAUCCUUGGUGCCACUUCCAACUUGAUGAGUCAUGAGUGGGAGCAGUACAAGAAUGAGACCAAUUUUGCAUGUGCAGCUGCAGUCUUCAUCGAGAACACUUCAUUCUUGUGGUCUCUCUGCUGGUCGUUCAUACUUCUUUGCUGUGUUCUUCUCAAUCUCCACGCCACAACUGUGAACAAAGAGAAACUUUUCCGAGUACUCAGUUGGGUCACGUGGCCAUGCGGAGUUGCAGUCACUCUUAUUUUCUACGUGCGACCUGGCUUAUUCCCAAUUACGUACAACAAAAGCUACAUUUUCAGUUCCGGGUGUCAGCCCAAAUACAUUUUCGAACUAGCAGACAAUGGAACGAAAUGUCUGCUAAUUGACCAAGCACUUGCUAUUUUCAUCCCAUUCUACAUUGUGAACUCCGGUCUUAUUCUUGCCUCACAAGUGGUGUUUGGGUUCAUUGUUUACCGUGCGUAUACUCAGUACAAACAAAUGCACUCUUCAGCUGAGCGGUCGAGAAACCGACAUGAAGAUCAUGCAUCGUAUGAAAUCCGGGCGGAAUUUUCUCGGACUGUUCUCAGAAAUUCGAUUCCAUUUUCAGUGACAGCUAUUGUUUACGUUAUUAUUUAUAUCCCUGUAAUUAUCCAGCAGUUUGUUCUGGCCUUUCAUGGGCCAAUUUUGGGUUAUGCCGGGUUGGAUUUCUUUCUCAAAUUGUGGUUUCUUUGUGCUGGAAACUUCACGACCCUUAUCAACAUUGUGUUUUAUGCCAUUUUGAGCAAAGUUAUGAGACAAGAAUUGAAAUUGAAAUUCAAACAAUUGGUCCGUGAAAUGAGGAAAGAGGCAGCCAAGCGAUUAGGAAGUGUGAACGAGUCCCUUUGUGAAGAAGUUGGAUUAAUUUCACCCAGACACAGUACGAACAACGAACAGCCCACUUUCACUUCGACUCCCAGUGACAUUCUGACAUUUUUCAGCGACGAUGAAAGCAGAAUCUCCACGAUCGCAAAUUAAAAACGAUCGGAAAAUGGGAUACAAGUUCGAGUUGUGGAAGAGUUUAGAUUUAAAUCACCAAUAUAAUUGAGAAUAUGAGAUACAAAUGACCAG
Symsagittifera roscoffensis is the source of this 1569-nucleotide messenger RNA. RefSeq lists its product as uncharacterized. The coding region runs from base 223 to 1476 and encodes 417 amino acids. The record is from RefSeq and is a predicted model, not a curated record. Lineage: Eukaryota; Metazoa; Xenacoelomorpha; Acoela; Convolutidae. The transcript has 6 exons.